Molecule: messenger RNA, 4695 nt
Organism: Caenorhabditis briggsae
Lineage: Eukaryota; Metazoa; Nematoda; Chromadorea; Rhabditida; Rhabditidae
Gene: Cbr-cdh-5
Product: Protein CBR-CDH-5
Exons: 23
Coding region: 1-4695 (1564 amino acids)
Biological process (GO): homophilic cell-cell adhesion
Cellular component (GO): plasma membrane
Molecular function (GO): calcium ion binding
Source: RefSeq, a predicted model, not a curated record
AUGCUUCCUAUUGAUUGUUUUUUUUCACUGUUUCAGAGAUUUCUAGAAUCUCUAAACUUGAAUUAUAUGAUGAUUUUCCGUUACAGUAAUCAACACCCACCAUCACAUGACCGAAUGAUGAGGCAUCGACGACGUUCGAUUUUCCUAUCGCUCAUUCUUCUUUUCUCCUCAACAUCUACAGUAAUCUGCCAAGAACCCCAAAUAUCUGAUCAACCAAUUGUCUCAAAUCAUGCUCCGGUUCUUCAAGUCUCGUCUACAGAAGGCUUUUUGGCUGAAACUGCUGAAAUUGGGACGACGGUCCGAGUUUCUCCCAAUUCUCAAUCCGAAUCGCUGCAGAUUUUGGUGAAUGAUGAGGAUUUGCAACCCGGAAUGCCUCCAGCCACCUAUCAGUACAUUUUGACGGGUCUCGGAGCCACGAUUUUCGCUGUCGAUCAGAGAGGAUAUGUCUACCUAAAUGUGCCAAAGAUUGAUGCGGACCCGCCAAAUCCAUCCACUUAUCAGUUGAAUGUGGAAGCUCGCGAAGUGAACACAAUCCCAACGCGUCGUAGUGAUCCAGUCACGAUAACCAUUCACAUUUUGGACGUCAACGACAAUUCUCCUCAAUUCGAACAACCGAUUUAUAUGGCAAAUACGACUGCUAGUGGAGAGGAACGAGAUGUUGUUAGAGUAGUGGCAACUGACGUCGAUUCUGGAGCUUUUGGACAAGUUAGCUAUGCCAUUGCUCAGGUAACCAAUGGAGCCGAAGACAAAUUCCGCUACGAGUCAGCCACAAACAUGCUUCUAGCCACUGGAAACCUGGUAGCUGGCGAGAGAUACCAAGUUGUCAUCGAAGCUACCGAUGGAGGAGGCAGAAGCUCCCAGGCCAUCGUUAUUGUACUCGCAAUGGACCCAACACAACUGACAUUCAGUUCGCUGGCACCACUUCCUGGCAUGGAGACGUUUAUGCCGAAUCCAAUAGCAAUGGCGACUACACCAGGGACGAUGGUCACUAGUGCAGAAUCCGAAGAAACCAUUCAAACAUUUGUUACCGAAGUCAACGAGAACACGCCGGCAAACACUGUUGUGGUUUCAUUGGGUGACGAAUCGUCAAAAGAUUUGACCUACUUUAAUAUUGUCGGAGGAAAUGAGGAGGGCAAAUUUGCUAUUGAUGAUGCGGGAACCAUCGUAACGGCUGACGAGCUGGACCGCGAGAAAACCGCCAUGUAUUCCCUACAAGUGGAAACUAGAUCUAGAAAUCCAGAUCAACAUUUAUAUUGGACACUGGUACAGGUUACGGUAAUGGAUGUGAAUGAUAACGCGCCAAUAUUCACUGAUCCACAACCAAUUCGUCUUCGAUUAAGUAUUGAUGAUAUUGAACAAUUGACAGCGAACAUGAUAAUUGGAAAAAUUGGUGUGGAGGAUGCGGAUGCUGAUGACAAUGGACGAUUGGAGUUGAGAAUCAUGCCUCCACAUAAUAAACUAUUCGCCAUUUCCAACGAAGGCAUCCUUAGCGUCAACGGAGAUUUCACAGCUGCUCAUUUCGGUGAGCACGAUUUGACAAUCGUCGCAAGAGAUCAUGGAGAACCAUCAUUGGAAACAAGAGCACGAGUUCAAAUUUCCAUUUUUGGAACAUUGAUCACAAUGGCUACGGUAGCGCCGACGAACGAGGUAUUUGAGUACACAUCAAGUGUAGAGGAGGAGCCACAAACGACGAAUCCGGACGAAUUCCUUCAAACUGUCACAAUGCCUCCAUCCACGAAAAAUCAAGUCCCUCAACAGAUUUUUUCGUCUUUCCCGGCUCCCUCGGAGCAGACAAAUGCACCGGAACCCGAAUUUCCACAAUUCCCAACAUUCCCAACACUCAGUCCACAUCCUCAGGUCGACGAGGAAACCGAAGAGGAAGAAGAAACAGAAUAUCCGGAUACUGUCCCAACCACAGGUACAGUACCCCCGACGUUCGACUAUUCCGAGGAGUACGGUCAAGAGGCGAGUAGUAGUACUGUACCACCCAGCACGCCAGAGGAAGUUCAAGGAAUCUGGUCUGAAACUCCUGAGUUCCCGGAACCCGCAUCAUCUGAAAAUCCCAUCACGGCACUUCCAGAAUUUCCAGAAUUUCCAGAAAAUGUUCUGGAAAUUUCCAGCACUUUUGCACCAGACACACCACCUGAAAUUGCACCUGAAAAUCACGAAAAUCCCGAUUCCACGUGGCAAGAAGAAACCGAAACCAGUCAGGAGCUUCCAUCUCACCCAACAACAAAAAUGGCGCCACCACCAGUCACCCAGGCUCCGCCCCCUCUCCCAGCUCAAAAGCGGCUUGCUCCAGUGUUCAAACCAUCUCAAAUUACUGUACAAAUCGAUGAGAACGAGUCACAAGUGGAAAUUACCAAAGCGCAUGCGACGUAUCCAGAUGGACUGCCAGGAACGAUUACAUAUGUUCUUCAUAAGGGAGAUUCAAGCCUUUUUUCGGUUUCUUCUUAUUCUGGAAGUGUUAAUUUGCUCAGGCCUUUGGAUGCGGAGAUGAACUCGACGGUUACCAUACAGGUUUCCACUUCGGAGGCCCAAACCCUCGAAGUGGAUCCAAAACUGGCACAUUUUGUGAGCAUUACAAUCAAUGUAGCUGAUAAGAAUGAUUGGAUUCCAAACUUCGAAAGUGCUUCAUACGAUUUUGAUGUGAAGGAAGACACACUGCCAGGAACAAUUGUGGGACAAGUCAAUGCAUUCGAUCAGGAUAGAGAUGACCCGAACAACCGUAUCAGGUAUCGCCUGUUGUCUGCCGGAGGUCUGGAGGCGCACUUCAAUGUGAACGCGGAGAGUGGACUAAUCACGUUGGCACGACCCAUUGACGCGUUUGCAGGAGAGAAGAUUACGCUCCGUAUCGAGGGAGCUGACAGUGGAAUGCCUCCGCUUUCUUCCACAACUACCGUACUCAUCAAUGUCGUCGCCACGUCAUCACAUUUGAUUCCUGACGCAUCGCCAGUUUCGAAUACACCAAACGAAGGAGAACUACAGUUCAGCUUGAGGAAUUAUACAUACCUCCUAAACGUUACCGUAACCGCUGGAUCGCAGACUGACUACGCACUGGUUUCGAUUACGGUACUCGAUGUGAAUGAUAAUGUGCCACGUUUUGUAUAUGAUUCGGAUUUGGGCCUAACAACCUAUUUUGGAGCGGUUUCUUCAGUUGCAAACGCUUUUACAAGGGUGUUGACUGUCAAGGCCGAAGAUGCGGAUCUUGGAAACUCGAGUCUUGUCAACUACGCCCUGGAUCCCCUCUCCGCCCAUUCCAAAUACUUUUCGAUUUCUCCAUUCGGUGAAAUUAGCACAAAACAGAGCAUGUCGACGAUUUUGAGCAGGAAUCGGCUCCAAUUUUUCGAGUUUAGGGUGAGUGUUUCCGCCUGUGACUCCCCAAUUUCCGGUCAGCAACUGUGCUCUAAAGCAGACGUUGUGGUUAAUGUAAUUGGCUCCACCAACAGAUUCAAAAUGAUCAUUUAUGGUCUAAAUCCACAACAAUUGAAGAAGCAUGAGAAGGAUUUGGUGAAAUCGAUUCGACAGUUCACUGGAAGUUGUAACCUGUUGACAAUUGAGAAAAUGAUUGAGCAUACAGCGAUUGAGAAUCAAAUCCGAACCGACAUCUACUGGUACGCUGUGAAUCCAACAACCAAGAAGAUUUGUAAAAAACAAGAAAUUCGUAAACUUUUCGAAACGUCGAAUGUUCAAUUGAUCGCUGGAAAAGUGCAACCGUGGUUCAGAUUGGAGAGAAUUUCGGAAGAUGCUGGCGAGGAGGGAAGUGUGUCUGGAGCGGGAGGAAUUCUAUCAACCAACUGGAAGACGUCCAAUAUUCUAUUGCUCAUUCUAGCAGUUGCCAUUGCUCUUGGAGCUAUCAUAGCCCUAUGUGCAGUCUGUGUCUUCUGGAGUCGCUACAAAACCGCACAACGAAAUGCAUCAAAUUUCUCACAUUCUUAUCCUCAAAAACUGGGACCAAUUUACCAUCCAAGUAUGGCUGGAAUCGAUCCACGAACAGAAUACGAUUAUGAGACACAAAAUGUGAAUAUGCUGAUUUCCGAUGAAGACUUGACUAUGAAAAGUGGAUCUGUUGGAGUGCCUGCACAUCAGAGAAUGGGAUUCGGUGGUCCGGGAGGUCCACCAGGACCCGGAAAUGGGAAUCAAAACUAUCGAACAUAUGGAUACAGACCGGCGCAGAGUACGGCGUAUGAAGGAGAUUUUAGUUGUCAACUGAAAUUUGAAACUUUCAGCAUAGAAGAAUCAAUGUACGCCAUAAAUCCAUCGGGAAGACUGGAUCCUGUUACGAAACGUAUACAGACAAUCGUGAUUCCAACACCGGACUACCAUCAACGUACACACCCGAAUCAGCACAAAAACAAUUUCGCGGUGGAAAACAAUAAUCGAUUCGAUCACAGAAAUAGGAAUGCACCAGCGAAACGAUCGGGAUUCAGAGGAAGCAGACCGGCGGGACAAAUUCUAAAACUCAAAUUUCAGAACAAUAUCCGUCAUCAGGAAGUCCACAAAAACCUCCUCCACAAAUUCGUUCAUUCGAAGCUCCGCCCCCUUCUUCUCAUCCAUGGCUCCGCCCACUUCCACAGCCACGUGGCAACCCGAACAACAGAGGAGAUUGUACUAGAAGACAUGGAAAUGCAACGUCUUCUGGUUUCUCAUCAUCGUCACGUCAUCAUCAGAAUGUGCCGCCACGUGGACCGAUGA